GCCUAAAAACAAAACACUUCACACUAAAGCAUUUACUCUUCUCUUAUAAUCUCCAAUUGCCGAGGAAAAGGGGAGGAGUCUGGAAGCACUGUAAUCCCACAGGAAUAAGAUGAGCUUGCUUUGCGAAGGAGUCUGCACAGAAAUCUGCCUCUCGGAAAACGUGUUUGAAGGAAAUAGAUAGCUCCUUGAUUGCAUAGAAACUCAUUACAUAUUUUACAUUGCAUUUGUCUAUAUUCCAUCGUUUUCUAACACUCUCUUUGUGCUUAUAACAGGAAAAAACAAGAAUUGGUGAGUUUUGUAUUCUAACUUUGAGGACAUGGAUGACUUCAACUAUUCACUUUCUGAAGUGAAAAGCAAGUACAGAGAUGCUACCCUUUUACCGAAGUGGAAAGCAUUUCAGACAGUCAUAUUUAAUGAACUGGAUGAUGGUUUGCACGACUCAAGUAAGAUUGCUGCCUUUGAUUUUGAUGGAACUCUCGCAAAAACUGCUGUGAAUAUAGUGGGUCCAAAUGCUUGGUCACUCAUGUAUUCUUCAAUUCCUGAUAAACUACAGAGCUUAUAUCAUGAUGGCUACAAGCUGGUAAUUUUUACCAAUGAAUGCAAUAUUGAGCGCUGGAAGAACAAGAGACAGGUAGCUGUGGACUCAAAAAUUGGACGGCUGAAUAGUUUUAUUGAGUUGGUGAAGGUCCCUAUUCAGGUUUUCAUAGCUUGUGGUUUACCUAGUAAAGCUAAUAUAACGGAUGCUGAUACUUUUCGCAAGCCUAACCCAGGGAUGUGGCGACUUAUGGAGAAGCACUUCAACUCUGGCAUUGCCAUUGACGUGGAUGAGUUACUUUUCAUACCAUUCAGUUCUUCAAUCCAUGCUUAUUUUUUCCACUAGUUUAUAAUAGCUGUGUUUACUUGCUCUUGGCACUUAUCUAUGA
Molecule: messenger RNA, 923 nt
Organism: Arachis stenosperma
Lineage: Eukaryota; Viridiplantae; Streptophyta; Magnoliopsida; Fabales; Fabaceae
Product: polynucleotide 3'-phosphatase ZDP-like
Exons: 7
Coding region: 317-880 (187 amino acids)
Biological process (GO): DNA repair
Molecular function (GO): polynucleotide 3'-phosphatase activity; double-stranded DNA binding; ATP-dependent polydeoxyribonucleotide 5'-hydroxyl-kinase activity
Source: RefSeq, a predicted model, not a curated record